This is a messenger RNA of Coffea eugenioides, 2038 nucleotides long. Its product is annotated as magnesium/proton exchanger. Gene Ontology annotation, biological process: transmembrane transport; metal ion transport. The record is from RefSeq and is a predicted model, not a curated record. Gene Ontology annotation, cellular component: membrane. The transcript has 8 exons. Lineage: Eukaryota; Viridiplantae; Streptophyta; Magnoliopsida; Gentianales; Rubiaceae. Bases 191 to 1816 code for a protein of 541 amino acids.
UCUCUCCCUCUCUGCCUCCAAUUCAACGCCAGGCCAGCAUCCCUUACGGCCUUAGGAUUCACCUUUUAAAAGCCCAAAACUAUUUAAAUUCAACUCCCCAAUUACAAAAAACCAUCCAGUGAAUGCCGUGGAUUGGGAUUCCUAAAAAUUGCUGGAUGCUCCCCAAAAUCAGACCGGUGACAGCUGUAGCAUGCAUGGUGGAGGAGUUUAUUAUCACGACAGUGGUUCUCGCAGCAGUAUGAUUGCUGGGAAUGAGAAAUGCGAGUCCUAUCUGCUUUUCCAUCACGAAACUGUACUGGGCAAUACCUCCAGAGCAUUCUUGUAUUUUGCGUUGCUCGCCUAUUGUUUUAUCGGCCUGUCAGCUAUUACUGCUCGAUUUUUCCGAUCAAUGGAAAACGUUGUCAAGCAUAGUCGGCAGGUGGUCAAGGUAGAUCCCCUUACAGGGGCUGAAACCAUUGAAUAUGAAAAGGUGUGGAAUUAUGCCAUUGCCGACAUCAGUUUGCUGGCCUUUGGGACUAGCUUCCCUCAAAUUUCUUUAGCCACAAUUGAUGCUAUCCGAAAUCUUGGAAACCUAUAUGCUGGAGGUUUGGGUCCUGGGACACUUGUUGGUUCAGCUGCUUUUGAUCUAUUUCCAAUACAUGCCGUCUGUGUUGUUGUUCCUAAAGCUGGAGAACUCAAAAAGAUAUCUGAUCUUGGUGUCUGGCUGGUAGAGCUCUUUUGGUCCUUUUGGGCUUACAUCUGGCUCUACAUCAUACUGGAGGUGUGGACUCCAAAUGUUGUUACUUUGUGGGAGUCUUUGUUGACAGUGCUACAAUAUGGGCUAUUGCUUACACAUGCCUAUGCACAAGACAAGCAGUGGCCCUAUUUGUCCCUUCCGUUGGAAAGAAGUGAGAGGCCAGUCGACUGGGUGCCUGCUGAGAAUAUUUCAUACGGACGAGUGAACAAGUUCCAUCAAGAGUACUCUGAAGUCCUUAAGGAUGAAGAAGAGGGAAGCGAGCAGAUUGUUGACAUCUUAAAGCAUUCAGAGAGCAUGGAAGGUCCUCCCAUAUAUCAUAACUUGCCCGCUAGUGAUGUUUCUGAAUCCUCAUCUCACCAUUUGAAAAGUGGCAUAAUUCUUGAAGAACCUUCUGUGCUUGCAAUUUGGAAGCUGCAGUUUGUGGAGGCAUAUAUGUUGGAAAGAAGGGACUCAAGAAAAUUGAACAAUAUGUGCCUGCGGCUAGCUAGAAUCUUCUGGCAGCUUCUUCUUGCUCCAUGGAGGCUCCUGUUUGCUUUUGUGCCUCCGUAUCAAAUUGCUCAUGGGUGGAUUGCCUUCAUUUGUUCUUUAGCCUUCAUAAGUGGAAUAGCUUAUGUUGUGACACAACUUACGGACUUAAUAAGCUGUGUUACAGGCAUAAAUGCUUAUGUCAUAGCUUUCACAGCAUUGGCUGGUGGGACCUCAUGGCCGGAUUUAGUCGCAAGCAAGAUUGCAGCUGAGCGGCAGAUUUCUGCUGAUUCUGCUAUUGCAAACAUUACUUGCAGCAAUUCGGUGAACAUCUACGUGGGAAUUGGUAUUCCGUGGCUCAUUGAUACAAUAUACAACUUCAUCGCAUACAACGAACCGCUGCGCAUAAAGAAUGCCGACGGACUUAGCUUUUCUUUGCUUGUGUUCUUCUGCACUUCCGUAGGCUGUAUCGGAGUUUUGGUAUUAAGGCGUCGCACACUGGGUGCCGAGCUUGGAGGACCAAAAAUUUGGGCCUGGAUCACUUCAGUGUAUUUUAUGUUCCUAUGGCUUAUAUUUGUUGUCUUAUCCUCCCUCAGAGUUUCUGGCAUCAUAUAAGUUUUCUUUUUGUUCGCUUUUUCACUUUCCUCUCGACUCUAUUUUUUUGUCUCCCCUAGGUAGUUUAUCCAUAUCCAUUUCCUAGUACAGGGUAUGUAGGGUAGUGAGUGAGAGUUCUUACCAUAUUCUUAAUUUCCUCGAACUCGUAUCUUUUGUGGUGCGUUGCCACAAGUGUAAAGGCUGUCAGCUGGCUAUUUAUGCAAGAGAAUCAUUUCUUUUCAA